Messenger RNA from Talaromyces amestolkiae, 2373 nucleotides. RefSeq lists its product as uncharacterized. Gene Ontology annotation, biological process: carbohydrate metabolic process. Lineage: Eukaryota; Fungi; Ascomycota; Eurotiomycetes; Eurotiales; Trichocomaceae. The transcript is spliced from 11 exons. The coding region runs from base 1 to 2373 and encodes 790 amino acids. The record is from RefSeq and is a predicted model, not a curated record. Gene Ontology annotation, molecular function: UDP-glycosyltransferase activity; hexosyltransferase activity.
AUGGUGAGAGGGAAAGAAAAGGAGGAUCAAAAUAGCGCAGAACUACCAUUCCAAGGGAAUCCUUCUAAACCGGGUGCCUGGGAUGAUGAUUUGGAUCCUCCACCUGACAUUGACUGGGACGAGCCACCCGUCUACGAUCUCCUCAGUGCAAAAAGAUUAUCGAUUUCGACGCCCUCUCAACCGAAGCCUUACACGAUACCAAAUAUUAUCAACUCCAAAUCUCCACGUUUGAAUAUCGUGAUUCAAAUUGUCGGUAGUAGAGGAGAUGUGCAACCGUUUUUGGCCCUUGGACGAGAGCUACAAAUUGAAGGACAUCGAGUAAGGAUCGCUACCCACGAUGUUUUUCGAGACUUUGUUACCGAAGCCGGCUUUGAGUUCUUUCCCAUCGGUGGAGAUCCAUCAUCCCUUAUGGCUUACAUGGUCAAGAAUCCCGGCAUCGUUCCAAAAUUCCAAACUAUCAUGAGUGGCGAAAUUUCAGAAAAGCGAAGGAUGGUGUACAGAAUGCUAGAGGGCUGCUGGAGGUCGUGUAUUGAGCCGGACCCCGAGAACAAUAUCCCAUUUGUCGCGGAGGCCAUUAUCGCGAAUCCGCCAAGUUUUGCCCAUGUGCAUUGCGCACAAGCCAUGGGAAUUCCCGUUCACCUCAUGUUCACCAUGCCUUGGAGCCCUACAAAAGCAUUUCCUCAUCCCCUGGCAAACAUUGAGCGGACAGAUGCAGAUCUAAUGACAACGAACUAUUUGUCCUAUGGUUUAGUUGAACUACUGACGUGGCAAGGUCUUUCCAGCGUUAUUAAUGGAUGGCGCCGAAAGUCGCUAGGCCUAGAUCCGGUGCCAACAUUGACGGGGCCCUCGAUCGCUGAGGCCUUACAGAUACCUUUCACCUACUGUUGGUCCCCAGCCUUUGUGGCAAAGCCUCAAGAUUGGGGUAACUAUAUUGAUGUGUGUGGUUUCUUCUUUAGGGAAGAGCCAGCCUAUACGCCUGUCGAUGAGCUGCGUGAUUUCCUCAGCAGUGGCCCGCCACCAGUAUACAUUGGAUUCGGUAGUAUUGUCAUGGAUGAUGCAGAAGAAAUGACUGCUAUACUGCUAGGCGCAAUUAGAGCGUGUGGUGUACGGGCCAUAAUAUCCCGUGGGUGGAGUAAGCUUGGUUCCGGCCAGCAAGAUCCAAAUGUGAUGUUUUUGGGCGACUGCCCACAUGAAUGGCUCUUCAAGCACGUAUCAUGUGUUGUGCAUCACGGUGGAGCUGGUACCACUGCGUGUGGACUCCUCAAUGGACGGCCGACCAUUAUAGUUCCUUUCUUUGGCGACCAAGCGUUCUGGGGCCAGAUGAUUGCUGCUAACCAGGCCGGUCCAUCUCCUAUUCACCAUAAAUCCUUGAACGAAAACAAUCUAGCAGAAGCUAUUCGGUAUUGCCUAACGCCAAAAGCCAAAAAUGCAGCUGCAGCAAUCUCUCGGAAAAUGAAGGCAGAAAAUGGAGUUCGGGCUGCGUCGCGUUCAUUCCAUUGCAAUUUACCUGUGGAAGCCUUGCGAUGCGAUCUACUCCCAGAUGAACCGGCUGUUUGGCUGUAUACCAAGACUAAGAAAAAAGAACCCCUCAAACUGUCUGACAAGGCUGCCUUUAUCUUGACCGAGAAGAACAAGAUUGAAGCUCAACAUUUUAAGCUCUAUCAACCCAAACCCAUAAUAAUAGAGAACCAACGCUGGGACCCUGUGAGCGCCGGCAGUUCCGUUCUUUUAGGAAUUUUGUUUGACUUUACAGUCGGCUUCAGUCAAGUAUUUAUAGGCCCCGCUAAGGUCUUCCAAAGCAAAGAUGAAGGGGGAGGGAAGAAAGAAGCAGCAGUCACCUUUGGAAAAGGAUUUGGCAAGAUGGCAGGUGUCCUUCCCAAGGCUACUCUUGUUGAUUUUCCUUUGGCGAUAACUGAAGGCCUGCAUCAUUUGCCACGACUGUACGGCGAUGAAGUGCGAAAUCACGGUCAAGUCAAGGACUGGAAAAGUGGCUGUGGUGUCGCUGGAAAGACAUUAGGGUACGGCUUCGUGGACGGACUCCUUGGGACUGUCACCAAGCCUUAUGAAGGAGCAAGAGAGGGCGGCUGGGCAGGUUUUGGAAAGGGACUUGGAAAGGGAGCCAUGGGACUUGUCACAGGACCGGGUGCAGGUAUGUUUGGCUUGUUUGCUUACCCCUUCCUUGGAAUGUACAAGUCAAUCAGCACUUCCUCACUGUCCCCAUCACAAAGGAAGAUCUUGCUCGCACGGCAAGUCUAUGGCUCSUACAUGGCUCGGCAGCGAGAGUACGCCGCGCAAGAUGGAGGACAAGAACGGGAUGAAGCAACUCAGAAUAUCGCUCUUGAAGCAUUCGAAAGAAGCUUCAAACGAGGCUGA